AUGCAGACAACUCCCGGAGAGCCAACAUAUCCUUCCGGUCUAAGGCUCGGUUUGCUCAUCACAUCUGUCUUUGUUGCAAUGUUUCUUGUUUCUUUGGACAGACUAAUCAUCACGACCGCCAUCCCCCAAAUCACUGAUGACUUCAACGCUGUCACGGAUAUCGGGUGGUACGGCUCUGCCUAUCUCCUGACACUGUGCGCCUUUCAACUUCUCUUUGGAAAGAUUUACUCAUUUUUGAGCAUCAAGAAGACACUAUUGUCCGUGAUCUUACUCUUUGAGAUCGGCUCUACCAUCUGCGGUGCAGCACCAAACUCGGUUGUCUUCAUCAUCGGUCGGGCCAUUGCGGGCUUGGGAGCGGCAGGUAUCAUGACCGGCGUGAUGGUCGUGAUUGUCCACUCCGUUCCGUUACACAAACGCCCACUAUACCAAGGCAUGUUCGGUGCUGUUUUUGGCACUGCAUCUGUUGUUGGGCCGUUGCUCGGAGGAGUAUUCACCUCCAAAGUCACCUGGAGAUGGUGCUUCUAUAUCAAUCUCCCUCUCGGCGGAGUGGCCAUGGUAGUAAUACAACUUCUCCUCAACAUUCCUGACCAAGAUAAGACGAAGCUCUCGCUUAAAGCAAAGAUAUUGCAGUUGGACAUCUAUGGCACAGUUCUCUUCAUACCAGGCACUGUCUGCUUGGUCUUGGCACUUCAAUGGGGCGGAUUGGUACAUGCGUGGAACGAUGGGCGCGUGAUCGUUCUCCUUGUUCUCGUCGGCUUACUACUUCUGGGCUUCGCCAUGGUCCAAGUCUUUUUACCAAAAACAGCUACCAUACCGCCUAGAAUCUUUAUGCAGCGCAGCAUCGCAGCCGGCUUCUUCGCAACACUCUGCAUAGGCUCGCAGAUGAUGAUCUUUACCUACUACUUGCCCAUUUGGUUCCAGGCCAUCCAGGGAGUCUCGGCGGUAGACUCGGGUUUUCGAAUUCUUCCUACUGUGCUCUCUGUGGUAGUGGCGUCUAUUUCAACGGGCAUACUGGUCAAACGCAUCGGCUACUACACACCCUUCAUGAUUCUCGGAGUGUGCUUCAUGAGUGUCGGUGCUGGCUUGUUGACCACACUACACAUCGAUACUUCCACACCCAGGUUGAUCGGCUAUCAAAUCCUUUACGGCUGGGGAAUGGGUUCCGUUUCUCAGGCUCCAAACCUCGCUGCUCAGACCGUCUUGACAAAGAAGGAUAUCCCCAUUGGCGCCUCCCUCAUGUUCUUCUCUCAGUUGCUGGGUGGAACAAUAUUUGUCUCGGUGGCUCAGAAUAUGAUCAACAACCAACUUCUUCAUCGACUGUCGUCAGUCCCGGGAUUCAGUGCCGAAAACAUUCUGAACUCUGGCGCAACUUCACUGACACAUUUGCCCCCAUCGAUCAAAACGACGGUCUUGGUCGCUUACAAUGAGUCUAUCCGAACUGUCUUCCGGGUAGGGUUGAUUCUAGUGUGCUUGACCAUGCUAGGCGCGUUAUCGAUGGAGUGGCUUAGUGUGAAGAAGGAUGUUGGAAAGCAGAAGCAGGAGGAGGGGGGGAUACUUCAACCUUGCAAUAGGAGUAAAUAA
Messenger RNA from Fusarium vanettenii 77-13-4, 1581 nucleotides. RefSeq lists its product as uncharacterized. The coding region runs from base 1 to 1581 and encodes 526 amino acids. Gene Ontology annotation, molecular function: transmembrane transporter activity. Lineage: Eukaryota; Fungi; Ascomycota; Sordariomycetes; Hypocreales; Nectriaceae. The transcript has 6 exons. The record is from RefSeq and is a predicted model, not a curated record. Gene Ontology annotation, biological process: transmembrane transport.